AUGCUGGGGGCUAUUCACACGAAAGCUCUGAGCCGAGGGGCUUAUUUUAAGUCUCGCUGUUUUCGUCGUUAUGUGAGUACGCAGACACCUCUCGAGCUAGAUUCUACCGCGCGAGAUGAGAAUUACGCUGAUCUCAACUAUAUGUAUACCGAUAUGUUCGCGGGCAGUGACGUUAAGUCCCCUGUGGUGGGAACUGGCGGCAAGGAAGGGCUUUCUGAGAUCGAUCAAUUGAAUGCGGAGAUAUCAGAGACUUAUGAUUUUACAGCUCAGCCUCUAUCCGGACACGAACUGGAACAAGUUGUCAGGUCUGCCGGACGCUUUAUACUCAAGAGCCUGUCAAAUAAUCCAUACUACAACCUGGCACUUGAGGACUAUGUCUUUUUGAACACGCCCGUGCCUAAAGAGGGCCUUUUCUCAAGUGAACGACUUCUUUUUUAUGUAAACGACAGAUGUGUGGUUAUUGGUAAAAACCAGAAUCCGUGGCGAGAACUAUUCUUAGAUGAGUGUUCAAAAAAGGGCUACGAAUUUGUGCGCAGGAAAUCAGGUGGAGGUGCUGUGGUUCACGAUUUGGGCAAUGUCAACUACUCGUAUCUAACAUCCCGCGAUUUAUUCAGAAGGGAGUAUUUCAACAAGCAGAUUAUGAACUGGCUGGUACACGCAUUUCCUAGCGCUAGCAUUGGCCUGAGUCCUCGCGGUGACAUUAACCUCGAUAACAAAAAAGUCAGUGGAAGCGCUUUCAAGGUGGCUAAAGGCAAAUCAUAUCAUCAUGGAACCAUGCUUGUGAACGCUGACCUCGCGUCUUUUAGCGGACUACUAAAGCCGGACUUCUUGAAAGGUAUUGAAUGGAGUGGGGGUAGUGUUGAGAGCGUUAGAUCCCGUGUUACAAACUUGAGCCAAAUGGGCAUCGGUAAUACAGAUACGUUUGUGGACAUUUGUACCGAGGGGUUCAAAUAUUUGAUGAAUGAAAACAUGCCGGUUUACUGGGCAGACGAGUCAUACACCCGAAACGCUCAAAUUUGUGAAACGAUAAGUCAUCUUAAGAGCGACGAAUGGCUUUAUGAUAGUGGCCCCAAUUUCACAGUCUCUUUUAAUGGACACACGAUAAAUGUUGAGAAGGGAAUUAUUAAAGACUCAACCAUUUCUGAGGGGAUCGGGAGCCACUUCCGUGAUUUUGUCUCUCUCCUGAGAAAGAAUAAGCACUUCAAAACAGAUAUAGAGAUAUGA
This is a messenger RNA of Lachancea thermotolerans CBS 6340, 1224 nucleotides long. RefSeq names its product putative lipoate--protein ligase (gene AIM22). Gene Ontology annotation, molecular function: lipoyltransferase activity. The transcript has a single exon. The coding region runs from base 1 to 1224 and encodes 407 amino acids. Gene Ontology annotation, biological process: protein lipoylation. Gene Ontology annotation, cellular component: cytoplasm; mitochondrion. NCBI's taxonomy places the organism in Eukaryota, Fungi, Ascomycota, Saccharomycetes, Saccharomycetales, Saccharomycetaceae. The record is from RefSeq and is a predicted model, not a curated record.